Molecule: messenger RNA, 573 nt
Organism: Amorphotheca resinae ATCC 22711
Lineage: Eukaryota; Fungi; Ascomycota; Leotiomycetes; Helotiales; Amorphothecaceae
Exons: 2
Molecular function (GO): acyltransferase activity, transferring groups other than amino-acyl groups
Source: RefSeq, a predicted model, not a curated record
GAUAUAGCCUCCGUGCACCUUGCAGCCUUCUCAUCCAAUAUCCUUCUGCAUGCCCAGUUCCCAACCCCAGCUAGUCUCCUGGCGCUGCGCGAGUUUCUGCGUCAGGACACUCUUCGAGAUCUGCGGGAUCCCGGGAAAGCUGUCUUGGUUGUGCGAGAUACAAAGGCCAGUAACCUGAUCGUGGGCUUUGCGAAAUGGGAUCUCCCGGGCCAUGAUGCGAGUCACAGUGAUAUCACGUGGCCAGAGGGCUGUCGUGAGGAGUAUCUAAAGGGGUAUUAUGAAAAGGUAAUGGCAGCGAGGGAUAGGGUGAUGGGGGGCAGGCAUUGCUAUUGCCUAACUUACGUCGGCACACUUCCUGAUUAUCGAGGGCGUGGGGUCGGGACAAUGCUGACCGAGUGGGGGCUUGAACGAGCCAGAGCGGAUAGGAUCCCGAUAUAUCUCGAUAGUACACUCUCGGCUUCAUCCCUGUACCGUAGAUUGGGAUUCGUUGCGCUGGAUGGCAUCUCGAUGACACUUCCUGGGACGGAAGACAGUGGUGAGCCACUCAUCUACGAAGAAUUGAGUAUGCUUAGG